Molecule: messenger RNA, 1614 nt
Organism: Fusarium pseudograminearum CS3096
Lineage: Eukaryota; Fungi; Ascomycota; Sordariomycetes; Hypocreales; Nectriaceae
Exons: 1
Coding region: 1-1614 (537 amino acids)
Source: RefSeq, a predicted model, not a curated record
AUGCCUCACUUCUACUCCCUACCGGCCGAAAUCCAGAACAUGAUUCUCGGUUUCGUCGCCGACACACCCCACACAACAUCCUCUUCCCCUCCGAAACCCGGUCUGGCCCCCUACGCCUGCGUCGAUAAGUUCUGGAACUCGUUCUUCGAGUCAAGAACAUUCAAAAACCUCACCAUCACGCAAGCCGAUAUCCCCUCCCUCUCGCACAUCGUGGGCCGCCGCAGACGCACACUGCUCAAGCAUCUCUGGCUUCGCAUCGCGCUGCCAAAGUACGGUACUUCACCGUGUAAAAGGGACGAAAAGCCCAAGGUCAUCUGGCGACUAGACACGGUUUUUACCAGGUCCAUUUCCGACCUCUGGGAUGCCCUUUCGGAGUGGGACAGCACUGGACACAAGGGCAUGACCCUCGAACUUGGCGUUUUUUCGCCGAGUGACUGGGCAAGCUUCAUGAGCCAUGCCUGUUCUGUCCAACAGGACGUCGAGCUCUACAAGCAGUAUCUCACAUCUGGCUCGGCAGAGCAGUAUGAAGCCAUCGGAGAUGUGCACUGGCCGUACAUCGCCAUGCACAGGACUUUCAACCCGGGACAAGGGCUUCUCACCACUGCGGAGCGUAAACAGCACUGGUUUGCGACCACCAACAACCUGCUCGGGUGGAAGCCGCUCGAUUUCACCGAUAACGCUGCGGAGUUACCUCCAGUCUCGGUAGUGACCAAGUUCCUCGUCCGACGACAGCAGUUCCGGGAGAUAUAUCCCACUGCCCUGAACAAGAUGCUUGAGAGUCUAUCGGCUGUCCAAGACAUCCACGUCGAACGAUGGCGCUGCGCAGAGUCCCACGACGAAAAGGCCUGGUGCAAGGAGGCACAGAAAACCUUUGGGAUGCUUCUACCGCCAUCAGUCAAGAGUCUCACUCUGUACGGUGAUACGAGCAGUAUCCUUCAGAAGUGGGAGGCCAAGCAGGCCACAGUAGUCAGCCUGGCCAAGACGCUGCGACAGUACACCAGGAACCUGGAGUACCUCUCUAUUUCGCAUCUAAUAGAUGCAAAGGAGUUUCUGCGCCCGUUCUGGCCGGCCAACUCUGAAGAGGCCACCAGAUCGUUACCCGACUGGAAGAACCUGAAGAGACUAUCACUCACAUCCGACAUCUUCAACACCGGCACAGAGAAGGACGUAAACAACCUUUUGUGCGCUGCUGCUCGUGCAGCGAGGAAGAUGCCCAGCCUCGAGAUUCUGGAGCUAUGGAACGGCAAUGACGAGAGAGCUUCUGUCUUUAGCUACCGGGCAAACGGCGAGAUGACUUGGCGCGGAACACAUAUCCCAACCCUCGACGAUGAAGUGACCGGGGCUUGGGAGGCUUCUUCCGUCAGCAACAGUCGCCCAUGUAUCAGGGAAUCAUUCAAGCCCAUCAAGACAGACGAUGUUACAUCUACCAGGCGAGUCAUCGACUACUUGGCCAGCAAUGACCAAGUUCUGCAUCCUGUAUCUGCCAGCAGGGCGAUUGGAAAGAGAAGGAGGAAUGACUUGGCCGACUACGAGAUGAAAGCCAACAAAAGGGCGAGAGCGAUACAAAUUAGGAGGAUGAAUGUUGCCUGGCGCAACAGUACGAUACGAGUCUAG